AUGUCUUUCAGCAGUCAAAUUACACCUCGGCCAUCUCCAGCUGCCAGCCGGAAUGGCAUGGCCAGCGUCAGCUGUGACAGAUCCGAAAGACAGAAAAUCAGCUUGUACACGGGUCCAACCGUGCAUAUUGCUAUUGGCCCAGAGGAGCAUGACUUCUUCGUCCACGUCAAAGCCUUGUCGCUGACCAAAUUCUUCGAGUUGUGUGGCCCGCCUCUCACUGCUGAACAAAAAGCUGCAAGAGCCGAGUCAAUGUCUAAACAGCCAGAAGGCGGCCCAGUCUCACAGCCAGAAAUCAAGGAAGAAGAUUGCGGCGUCAAAGCAAGAUCUAGAUCACCAACCAUUGGUCUGUCCGACGUGAGCCGAACCUCAGCGUUCUCGGUGGCUGACGUCCUCGGCGGCAUGUCAACCACACCCGACUACUACCUCAAGGGAACCAUCUACGACCGCAACGCUUUUGAGCUCAUUGUCAACUGGCUCUACAACAGAGAACCCGAGGUGCCCACUUCUCGUCGCGACUACCUAACGUUGCUGAAGUCCUAUCUGAUCGCCCUCAAGUUCGCCAUCGACCCGCUUCAAGACUGCAUCAUCGAUCGCCUUCAAAAGUAUCACCAGGUAUACAGUACUACCUUUGAAGAUUUCACAUGGUUGAUUCGACGUCUGGAGGACACACCAAAGACCCACGCGACGCCUGCAGUCAUGUAUCUCGCAGACCAGAUCGCAUGGGAAAUUAUUUCUCUGGGAUAUGGUGAAUACGCCAAGUCCAACCCGCGCUUCGACGAAUACCUUCAGAAAGACGACCAUCCUUGCCGUGUUGUUCUCUUCAAGGCACUGACCAAUAUUGCUCGUUCCAGCGAUCCCAGUGACCCCGCAAAUAGCAGGAAUCGAUGGAAGGCCGCAAAUCGUCCUGUGGUCAAUGAUACAUCUCCUCUGACCAAUAUGGUUGACACGAUCGAUAUCGACAGUGACUGA
Messenger RNA from Exophiala mesophila, 969 nucleotides. RefSeq lists its product as uncharacterized. The record is from RefSeq and is a predicted model, not a curated record. Lineage: Eukaryota; Fungi; Ascomycota; Eurotiomycetes; Chaetothyriales; Herpotrichiellaceae. Bases 1 to 969 code for a protein of 322 amino acids. The transcript has a single exon.